UUUUUGUUAUUUCAAAGCCACCAUUGGAAAGUUCAAACAGAAAGGAACAAGGUCCUGUACAAAGAGUCCACAUCAUGAUGGAGCUAAAUAUAGAUAACCUUAAGAAAGUGGUCAAGGAUAUCCUGGAUGAGUGGGCGGGCAUCUGUCACCUGUAUAGUAUUGUUCACGACUUUGCAGAAAUGUACACAGAUGUGAGGACAGAGCUUGGAUCAACAGUAGAUAUAUAUUCCUAUGAUUAUCGUAAACUGUCAAUGUUAUACGGCCCAAACAGAACUAGUCUGAUAAACAUACAGUGGAAGGGUGAUGCCAAGCAGUUUAAUGUGACCCUGGGUACUGUGGGUAGUUCUACGACAGUCAAUCCUCACACCAUACUUCUGUCUCAGUUCCAGAGGGAGCUCAACCACACUCGCUCCCUGGCACAGAUAUGUCAGGUUCUCCAUGAGACAUGGGCCCCGAUGUCCUCCAUCAAUAAACUGAGUAUGUCCCUGGUACAGGCUGCUGCUACUAACGUGAAGCAGCCGAUGCAGAGUUUUACAGUGAUUCCACAGUCUACCACUCACGUACGAAUAGCAUUCAGGAAUAUAUCUUGUAUUGACGUCCAUUUCCGUAGUAACAAGAUUGUUUCCGUUAGAGAUGGGGCUUACAGUUUGUUUGACAACAGCAAGGCAGUGGAUGGAUUCAGUCCCACAUCUAUGUUCAAGCAUUUCCUGAACAAGUAUGUAGACGAUGCUAUAACAGGCAGACACACCCACCGUAUGUCAACCACUGAGGAUGAUAAUCCGCCGUCCCCCAUGGACUCUAUAGACAUCUUUAGUCUCUCCUCCCAGCCCCCCUCUACCGGCUCCCCGGCAUCCAGACAGAGGGAGACAGGCCUCAGGUUCCCCAUGACCCCACCCUCCAACCCCCACACACCGGCCUCACCCAGCGCCGCCAGGAUAUCAGGGGUGACCCCCUCCCCCUCCACUGCUCUGAUUGGCACCCCCUCCCCCAGUACCCUGCUCAAUGUGGGGUCCCCCGGGAACCCCCAGCUUCAUGUCCCCUCCCCAGGGUCCAGUGCGUUCGUCCCUGCCCCCUCCCCACAGUCCCUGGGGAUACACAUGCAGAGUCCAGCCUCAGGAUUCAUGGGACCACAAGGUUUAGAUGUGGGGUCGCCCUUCACCAGUGCUAGUCUUGCCAUGCCGUCCCCGGUACAGAGGAACUGGCCUAACUCCCCCUCAGUGUCUGGCCCCUCCCCCGCCUCUAGACACACCGCCCACUCCCCAGGGAACCCAGCUCUACACUCCCCCCAGACACAGGUUAAGGAUGGGGACCACAGCAAGUCGACAGAGUUUCUCCCUAAACAUUUGGGGAAUUUUAGAGAUGAGAUUAAUUCUUUGCUGAGUCACACCACCAGAAUGCUUCCACAGCGAGCUUGGGCGGCCUCCAUCCCCACCCUGCUAUCCCAUGAUGCCUUUGACACGCUCCUGACCCCCAACAGAUCUCAGUCCCUCCCCUACACUAUAUCGUCCUCCCCCCUGGAGAGAUUCCUGGGGAGUGUGUACUUAAGGAGGAACCUACCCAGGCUGAUCCAGUCUGAAUCUCUGACCCCGAUGCGCUCCACUGAUCCCAACAUAAUCUCAUUUAAAGUAGAGACAUUACAGUUCCACGUCAGCUUCAGUAACAACUUACAGAGUCUUCAUAUGAACGUCCAGUCAGUACCAGAACACAGAGACCAAUGGAGUAUGGAAGUCCUUAACAUCAUCCAGCAGUACUUUGAUUCCAAGGUUGCCUGUCCUCCGUACAAAGUGAACGCCGCUUAG
Messenger RNA from Saccostrea cuccullata (small rock oyster), 1799 nucleotides. RefSeq names its product mediator of RNA polymerase II transcription subunit 14-like. Gene Ontology annotation, molecular function: transcription coregulator activity. Gene Ontology annotation, biological process: regulation of transcription by RNA polymerase II. NCBI's taxonomy places the organism in Eukaryota, Metazoa, Mollusca, Bivalvia, Ostreida, Ostreidae. The transcript is spliced from 16 exons. Gene Ontology annotation, cellular component: mediator complex; core mediator complex. The record is from RefSeq and is a predicted model, not a curated record. The annotation marks the transcript as partial.